Messenger RNA from Trichoderma asperellum CBS 433.97, 1302 nucleotides. RefSeq lists its product as uncharacterized. The record is from RefSeq and is a predicted model, not a curated record. NCBI's taxonomy places the organism in Eukaryota, Fungi, Ascomycota, Sordariomycetes, Hypocreales, Hypocreaceae.
AUGUCGGCAGUAAUCUUUAGACCUGACAGCUUUUCAUUCAAUAUUAUUCCGAAUACUCUGUCUUUGAUCAUGAGCGUGCUGCCAUUUCGACAUAGUAAGCGGGCCAUGCGGAAGAAUGCAUAUGCGGAAUAUGCAUAUACAACUGGAGAAGACUGUAUUGAACCAGACAAGAUUCGCGAAGAGCUGUUGCAUAGCAUUAUGAAUGAUCUCAAACAGCCUCAAGCUAGACUUCAACUGAAUACGGAGAACGUAUACAAAGAUCAGAUAGGCUAUACGACUGGAAAGGGAGGCGAAACUGCGCUACAUCAAGCAAUUGGCUCUAAGAAGCCUCGGGUUUGGAGGUUGGCUGAAAGAAUGUGCGAUUUGGGGGCUGAAUACCUCAUUCGAAAUGCUAUAGCCAAACCGAAUAGUCGGGGUGAAAAUUACUUACACCUGGCAAUAAUACACGGCAAUGAAAUUGACAUGAGGCUUAUAUCCUUAACUGACAAGUCUGCCUUUAUGCAGACACGCAUUUGCAAGGAUUUGGAUAAGAGGGCACUACCUAAUGGCAGCAAUACACCCCUUCAUAACACCGUCAAAUAUGAGCGGUCUCUUUUUAAGAAGCCCAAAUGCGUCAAUAUAGGCAAGGGUAACAAGAAUUGCUCCUGUGAGGAAGAUUUGCCCAAGUUCAAAGACCGAAGAGAUCGGGCUGUGAUUCUUGUCAACAGCUUAAUCGACAGCUAUGAUACAGUGCUGAAGGUUAAGAAUGCCUCUGAUGAGUCUCCAUAUCUCUACCAUCUCAAAGGAAAAGAAAAUUUUACUCAGCCUGCCAUCCAGGAGAUGCAAAAUCACUGCACGUACCCACUAAUUGAUGACGCCUCCGAUGACAUACUAAGAUUGCUGCUUGAAUCAGCCUAUGCAAUCGGCAGCUUUGAAGAUGCAUGUUCUUGCUUCUUUGGUGAUCAAACUGACUUCGUGGCCAUGAAAAAGGCAAAAGCUCCCCAUUGCGGCCAGGUUAUCCUAUCAUGGGCUGCACACACAAGAUAUAUGGCCAACUUAUCCCCAGAGAUGCCAGUAUAUGACGCUAGGCACCACGUUCUUCCAACCUGCCCACAAAAGGUCACAGCGAUCUGCGGCUUUAUGCGAAAAGCCUACCAGGAUUAUUCUAUACGCGCUCUGCGACCCGCACAAUUUACUUCCCUAGUAUUGGCAGUUGAAUGUCUCGAUGAGGACGAACUAUGCUCUGACCUUCUCAACGUACAAGACACCAGGACGCGUGAAAGGCAUCUUUCAUCCUCUACGGAGAAUCUUCAGAUGAACUAG